Molecule: messenger RNA, 3726 nt
Organism: Daldinia loculata
Lineage: Eukaryota; Fungi; Ascomycota; Sordariomycetes; Xylariales; Hypoxylaceae
Exons: 5
Coding region: 168-3422 (1084 amino acids)
Source: RefSeq, a predicted model, not a curated record
CAUUCCUCUAUCCUUCUAUUUGUACCUUUGCAGAGCACCGUAAAUACAUUGUCCUUUCGACCCAACAAGAACCUUUAUGAUUAGGUAUAUAUAAAAUUGGUCCUUGUAGUACCAAUUAGUAUCUAGAGCCAUAUGAUCACCGAUCAUUUCCUAAUAUUUGUGUUAUUAUGCCUAAGUUUUUCUCCCGCUUCUCCCUCUCCUUCCGCAGGCAUAAUUGGAAAGGAAAGAAAAAGGAAGCUCGGGCUGCAGAUGGAGGCAACGUUAAUGAGCUUUCGAACGCUGAAGAACAGUUGGAUAUGUCACCUGGCGGUGGCACUGGGGCGCUGGAAUCCUUUGACGAUUGUGAAGCGCCUGACAGCGGAAUUGAUCUCGUCUUCGUCCAUGGACUGCAUGGAUCCCGAAUGAAGACCUGGUCUAAAGAUGGUGUCUUCUGGCCCCGAGAUCUGCUCAAGGAUGAUCUAAAGAAUGCUCGUGUGAUCACAUGGGGCUAUGAUGCGAAUAUUGCCAAUGCCUUCUCCUAUGCAAGUAAGGAGAGUCUCUUUGGCCAUUCUAAUACAUUAUUAAGUGACUUGGCCGACCUAAGGCGAGACGUUACCAGGCCCAUCGUAUUUAUCUGCCAUAGCCUUGGGGGUGUCGUUGUUAAAGAAGCUCUAAAUUCCUCCAAUAUCUACCGAAGCCACGGGAGACACCCUGCCCUUGGCGAAAUUUCCGCCAAAACCGCAGGUGUGGUUUUCAUGGGAACACCGCAUCGAGGUAGCGAUAAGGCGCCAUAUGCCGAAAUUGCGGCGAGCGCUGCGAGCUUGUCGUUUCGACAACCGAAUAAGGAGCUUCUCGGGGUUCUGAAGCCCAACCAGGAUGCCCUUGAGAAGCAACAGGAUCUUUUCAUGUCAGUUUCAAAGGAUAUGUAUAUUGUUUGCCUUAGGGAGGAACUCCCAACCGCAGUAGGCAUGAUCGUCCCAAAAGACUCUGCCUCUUAUCAAGGGCAUAACGUAAUCAGCAAUUCAAUUCAUGCAAAUCAUAUGGAUAUGGUCAAGUUCUCAUCGAAAGACGCCGGCUAUAAGAGAGUGCUUGGUCAUAUUAAGAAUGUCCGUGACUUUAAGAAACCCGAGUCCGACCAAGACAAUGAAACGCUUGAAUCUCAGAAAGAUGAUAUACUGGAAGAAUUGCGAUUCACUACGAUCAAUACUCGAGAAUAUAGUAUAGAGGAUGCCUAUACAAAUACUUGUUCCUGGAUUCUAGAUGGCGAACCGGAAGAAAACAAAGCAUCCGCCAACCCAUGCAAAUUUAUGUCUUGGCUUCAAAGCGACGAGACUUUCCAUUGGAUUAGUGGCAAAGCUGGGUGCGGGAAAUCUACUUUGAUGAAGUACGCAUAUCGUGACGAAAGGACCGAAGCGACACUCCGAAACUCCCAAUGGGCCAAAGACAAAGAAUUAAUCUUAAUGGGACAUUUCUUUUUUGAGCUCGGCGACGCGGACCAAAGCUCUAGGGAAGGGAUGCUUCAAACUUUCCUGUAUCAAGUGCUGGAAAGCCGACGUGAACUUAUUCCAAAAGUUUUCUCCGGGCUGAAUCUAUUUGGACCCAAAAAACGCCCAUUGCCAAAGGACUUUCUCAGUUGGAACGAUCUUAAAAAAGCGUUCAUGUCCAUGUUAAACCAUCUUCAAGACUCCAGGAUUUGCGUUUUUCUAGACGGUCUAGACGAGUACCGUAUGGCAGACAGAAAAAACGAUUACACCGAAGAAGAACUUGAUCUAGUUUACGAAGACAAUGAUCAGGACGAAUCGUGGGGCCGGAGCAAGUGGAUAACCGAUGGUCAUAAGGAGAUCGCCGAGUUUAUUCAUAGUCUCCGGACUAUCAAGAACGUGAAGGUGUGCUUUUCCAGCAGGGAGUUGAACGUGUUCGAACAAGAGUUCAGAGGCUUCCCCAGAAUAAAGGUUCAUGAACACACAGCCGACUCCAUUGCUCAGUAUUGCGAGGGCUUUUUGACCGAUAAGAUACCACAGCUUUCAGACAUACCGAAAUUCGCGUCCGAGAUCACAAGAAAGGCACGUGGAAUAUUUAUUUGGGUUCGCCUGGUUAUUGAAAUUAUAAUUGACAAAUUUCGCGACGGUGGCUACGAGCAUGAGCUCCAUAAGGCCAUAAAUGGUCUUCCUGAGAGACUUGGUGGGAAAACUGGUCUUUAUAUGCGCAUGAUGGAGAACAUUGAGCGAGAAUAUCUACCAGAAUCGAAAAGACUAUUCGAUUUGGUUGCAAGGUGGCCUAAAAUAUCUUAUAGGGAACUCAGUCUCGACAUCAUAACUCUAUUCUCAGCAGAACGUUGGCAUUCCAAAGGCGAUAGCCAAGAAGCGCUGAAAGCCAAGAGUAACGAAUAUCCAAGGAAAACUUGGGAAGAAUUACAGCCAGACUGUGACAGGUUGCAGAAACGCCUGAGGGCACGAUGCGCUGGUCUAUUGGAAGGGACAAUGAAGGUGCAAUUCAUGCACCAGACGGCAAAGCAAUUCUUAUCCCGAAAGUAUGUGCAGAAUAAAAUCUUCCCGAACGCCGCUGGGUAUGCUAUACCUAACGUUGACUUGGCUCUGAUGAGUGGGCUUAUCCGACGUCUGAAAUAUUGUUCCGAAGCUGUAAUCAACUUCGACAGUUCUAUCGAUCUCUCCAACCUUCGUGUCGACGGCGCCUAUAUUCCUCAGAUUACUGUAAACCUACUCACCUCUAUAUUCAUAUGCGCUAGAAUGGAAUCCUUCAAAGCAAAUGAUCUCAUGGGUGAUAUCCGCUACUCUUAUAUAAAGCUUCUUGACGAACUAGACGACGUCGGGAGUAAACUCAUAAGGAGCGAUAUGAGUAGUUUAGAAUUAUGCUGGACCGAUGUUUUAUAUAUGGGAUCGAGUCGGUAUGGAAUAGUGAGGAUAAAAAGCUUUUUGCAACUUACAUCCUUGCUUAGACUACUUCCAUACGUGGCAGCCAAAAUAAAAGAGGAAACUUCUAGAGGCCAACUGGAAUCUCUCCUACCACAGCUAUCCCGGUAUAGCAGACUUAGAAUGAGGCACGACUGGGAAAUAAUAGUUCCGAAUGAUUUUAGAGCCCUACCAGCUAUUUUUGAGAUGAUAUUCGAAAAAGGUGUUGACCCAAAUUGCUUGGAUACUGAGACUCCUCCCACAGCCUCAUCAAAUCGCUACACUGUUUGGGAGAUGCAUCUCCAACGCUCUGAGAAACGUCCUGUACGGUCGGAUUAUGAGGAGUGGAUCGCUUCAACGAAGAUUUUCCUCAAGUACGGGGCCGAUCCAACGAUAAAUAGGGCAGAAUUGGAGCAUCAUACAGUUGAGGAUAGCAUCAAAUAUGUUUGCUCUGAAUAUCUUUAUUUAGCAGAAGAGAAGGGCGAGCUAUUGAGGCUAUUGAACGAAGCGAAGGAAAGAUGGAAAGCUAAGUAGUUCUAUGCCCGAGUUUUACGAGGCUAAUUGUAUAAAAAAAAUUUCCCUUGAAGGAUAUUGUUCUCAACCGUGAUAAGAAAGUUAAAUAUCAGGGCGUUGAACCCGUGUAGCUAUUUGUGAGAGGCUUUAGCUUGUAAAAAAAAAAAUGAUGAGGUGCGAGGUGUGGGAGUUGAACGUACGGUUUAUUAGAACGUGGGUAAAACUCGGGGUAUUGUGUUACCACAAGGGCGCUAAUGUUUUGAGUGCUCGGCGCAGAAAUGACGUGACGUUUUAGUAGCUGCAGCUGCUCAAGCGAAUUUGGAGU